Messenger RNA from Arabidopsis lyrata subsp. lyrata, 970 nucleotides. RefSeq names its product nicotinamidase 1. The record is from RefSeq and is a predicted model, not a curated record. The transcript has 5 exons. The coding region runs from base 62 to 796 and encodes 244 amino acids. Gene Ontology annotation, biological process: pyridine nucleotide salvage. NCBI's taxonomy places the organism in Eukaryota, Viridiplantae, Streptophyta, Magnoliopsida, Brassicales, Brassicaceae. Gene Ontology annotation, molecular function: nicotinamidase activity.
UUCUCCUCUACUUAGAAAAUUUUGAUCCAGUUUUCUCAAUUUCUUCAAAUCUCGUAUCGAUAUGGCGAAUCAUGAAACGAUAUUCGAUCAGCUAAAGAAGCAGAUACCAGUGGAUGAAGAAGAAUCUCUCAAUUUGAAUCGAGACUCGAGCGUUGGUCUCGUCAUCGUUGACGUUGUUAAUGGCUUCUGCACAAUUGGCUCCGGCAAUAUGGCUCCAACAAAGCAUAAUGAACAAAUAUCGAAGAUGGUGGAGGAAAGUGCAAAGCUUGCUAGAGAGUUCUGUGAUCGGAAAUGGCCGGUUUUGGCCUUUAUUGACUCUCAUCAUCCGGAUAUUCCGGAGAUACCUUAUCCUCCUCAUUGUAUUAUAGGAACUGAAGAAGCUGAACUUGUUCCUGCUCUGAAAUGGCUUGAAAGUGAGAAUUGUGCCACUCUUAGGCGAAAGGAUUGUAUUGAUGGGUUUGUGGGUUCGAUGGAGAAAGAUGGUUCUAAUGUUUUUGUGGAUUGGAUUAAGGAAAAACAGAUCAAAGUUAUUGUGGUUGUAGGUAUCUGUACAGACAUAUGUGUGUUUGAUUUUGUGGCUACUGCACUCUCUGCCCGAAACCACGGUGUUCUUUCUCCCCUAGAAGAUGUGGUAGUUUACUCGCGUGGCUGCGCUACUUUUGACCUCCCUCUUCAUGUUGCGAAAGAUAUCAAAGGCGCUCAGGCUCAUCCUCAGGAGUUGAUGCACCAUGUAGGUCUAUAUAUGGCUAAAGGAAGAGGAGCUAAGGUAGUCUCUAAAAUUUAUUUUGAGACUUGAAAAACUAUCUCGUUUAUAAACAUAACACUCUUGAUAUCAAAUAUUUCAGUAAAUUGUUGAGUUUUCCUCUCUUUUCUUUUCGUGUAAAUUGUUCAUGAAUCUUGUUCUCUGAAGAUCAACUCUUGUGUAACUGUUUCAGAAUGACAAAUAAAAUGAGUUUCUCAUCUGUCUAAA